GCCGGCAGCGUCCGUACCGAGAGCGGGGCGCAGAGCGGGGCUGCGAGCGCUCCCUGCUCUGAAUUGUAACUUCGGGAGAGAGACGGUGCUGAGAGCGAGCGGAGCCUGGGCUUUACUCGUAUAAUUAGCGUUUAAGGAAGGUUAUGAAACAAGGCAUCGAGAGCCCUCAAAACACGGAUGGCACGGCGCGGCUGUUGGAGCUCAGAACUGCUUACAAAGCGAUCUUUGGCCGCUUGGCUCUGAGCGAGCAAACCACGCGGCUGCCGAGCGGCUCCUGGUGCUGCUGACACAGAGCGAGAGCCCACCUGUCCGAGCUGAAAACGUCAGAAUUAACACACUAGAACUAAGCACAAGACUCAUCUCCAGGCUUUCAAUGACUCGCUUUGUUCCAAACGAUUUUAAAAAUUCUUGGUUCUGGAGAAUGCUACCAGGAACGGCAGCAAGAGCAUUUCUGUCUGACCGCAGGAAUGUUACAUAUUUGGAAAGGAAGGCUACCUCCAUCCGUACAGCCUCGUGCCGACAGAAAGCAGGCUGGGGUCAGUGCUGCAACCAGAUCUGUGCUGGCCGCGCUGAGCCGAAGAUACCGCCCUGUUGUAACUCAUUUGCUCUGUUCCUGGGGAUCCAGCCCAGCCUCAUUACUACUUUUUUAGCACAGGCUGAACUGUCAGCGUGAUUUUACUGACAAACCUGUUCUGACAUCCUACUGCCAGUGCAUACGGACGGUGUAGGAUUCCUGUAGGGGACGGACAGUGAACUACUGUCUUAUUUUAACCAACUCUUUUAAUUAAUUGAUAUUUCUCAGUAUACAGUGUUAUGUCCCUUCUACUUUUCUAAGCAAUGCUUAUUAAAUGAGGUAUUACAGGUUGGCACUGUCCUUCAGUAUCAAUGAUAUCCUGCAGCUCUCCUUUGGCAGAUACGUUGCCCAGACUUUUAAAUAAAUUACUAUUUAUAAAUUACUUUUAAAUAAAUUACUCAAGGCUUUUGUUAGCGUUAGUGAAGCUCUGUACAGAUGUAAGAAUCAGCUGCGCUGUGCCUUCAGCAAGAAUACCAGGAGUAUAAUAAAAGUGAUUAAUGAGAGACAGGCACAAAUAGUUUAAAAAACAGGGAGGGCAGCCAGCAUAGACACCAAGGAACUGUAGUUUUAGAUGAAACUUCAGAACCAAGUCCUGUCUGUGUGCUGUGGUUGGGGAUUGCCAGUGAAGGAUUUUUUGUUCAGGAAUGGGGUUUUGUGCCUGCAAGCCUAACGAAACUUGGCUAUCGAGUCAGAGCACAGACUGUUCUUUUCUCCAUCCUAAGCUGUGCUUUUAGGGGCCAGGAGGAUGAUGUCUUUCUCUUUAUUAACUACACUGAGAAUAUUACUAGAUGACUGGGGGACUUCACUAAGGCUUAUUUUGCUUUCUGAUGCUUUACACAGCUCUUCUUGCAGACUGUUUUAUCCUAAUGAUCCGCUGAAGAUUGUAAAGGCAAGAGGCCAGUACAUGUAUGAUGAGAAUGGAAGACAAUACCUUGACUGCAUAAACAACGUUGCUCAUGUUGGACAUUGUCACCCCGAUGUAGUAAAAGCAGCCCAUGAACAAAACCAAUUGCUAAAUACAAAUUCUCGUUAUCUUCAUGACAACUUGACUGAUUAUGCAGAGAGACUUUCAGAAAAGCUGCCUGAGAAGUUGUGCACCUUUUAUUUCUUGAAUUCUGGAUCUGAGGCUAAUGAUCUUGCCCUAAGACUGGCACGACAGUUUACAAAGCAUGAGGACGUUAUAGUUCUAGACCAUGCUUACCAUGGACAUCUGACAUCCCUGAUUGACAUAAGCCCAUAUAAAUUCAGAAAUCUAGAAGGACAGAAGGAAUGGGUCCACGUGGCUCCUGUUCCAGACACAUACAGGGGACUAUACAGAGAGGACCAUGAAGAUCCAGCAACAGCCUAUGCUAAUGAAGUAGAAAAUAUUAUUAAGCAAGCACAUAAGAAAGGCAGAAAGAUUGCUGCGUUUUUUGCUGAAUCUCUGCCAAGCGUCGGUGGUCAGAUCAUCCCACCAGAAGGCUACUUCCACAAAGUUGCAGAGCACGUGCACAAGGCAGGAGGUGUAUUUGUUGCUGAUGAAAUUCAGGUCGGCUUUGGCAGGGUUGGCAAGCACUUUUGGGCAUUCCAGCUUCAGGGAGAAGAGUUUAUACCUGACAUAGUCACUAUGGGGAAACCUAUAGGUAAUGGGCACCCUAUUGCCUGCGUAGCAACAACAAAAGAAAUCGCAGAAGCAUUUGCAGCCACAGGAGUCGAGUAUUUCAACACAUUUGGAGGAAACCCUGUUUCAUGUGCCAUUGGAUUAGCUGUUCUGGAUGUGAUAGAGAAGGAACAGCUUCAGGUUCAUGCCACAGAAGUUGGCAACUUCUUGAUGAAGCUACUCGUGGAGCAAAAAAUCAAGCACCCCAUCAUUGGUGAUGUCAGAGGUUCUGGCCUAUUCAUUGGAGUGGACUUAAUUAAAGAUCAAGCAAAAAGGACCCCAGCCACAGAAGAAGCAGAGUAUUUAAUAACAAGGCUUAAGGAAGAAUAUAUUCUACUGAGUACAGAUGGGCCAGGAAGAAACGUACUUAAAUUCAAGCCCCCCAUGUGUUUCGCUAUGGAGGAUGCAAAAUUUGUAGUGGACACCAUUGACAAGCUUUUAACAGAUAUGGAAAAAGAACAUCUGAACCAGGAGAAAACAUCCAUUGGCUCAACCUAAGCAGCACUGCUCAAACCUAGCCACCUAGGAAAGCCAGAGGUUAUUCUAGAGGCAAAGGUGUUCAUGCUGUGCUCCCUGUCACGCAGCCAGUAUUACUGCACAUCCAGAAGCAUCUGAUUUAUCAUGCUGCUCAGGCCAAGGUAAGUCAGUCACUACCUGCCAUUCAAGCCAGCUACUGCUAUCAGAGCACUUUAUGCCACCCCUUCCCCACCAUCAGUUUCCUCACAGGAAAGUGGGGAGGUCACCUCAGCAUAGCCACUACUGCCUGCAGGGUGGCUACAAGGCUGUCCCCCAGUCUGCACAAACUCUAGGACUAAGCUGCUGAACUGCUUCACCUGAGCUGCACUGACUGAAGAGCUACCAACAAGGCUGAAAAAUAAGCCAAAUGAGUUUUCCUGGCAGUCUUCAUGCAGCCUGUACUAUGAGUAUGUUGGACUGUGAAGUACACUUAACCAACAGUUGAAAACAUAACUAUUUGUAGUAUUGGAGAAGUUAAAAAUAACUGGAAUUAAAAGUUCCAGGACUGGCCCCCAAGCUCUAUUUCAAGUUAUCAGCCAGCUUCUACUUCCUAGAUCUGUGUAUGGUUGGAGAUGAAGCAGUGAGAGGAACACCACCCUGCGAUGGUACCUCAGGAAACUUUGCUUAGAAUUCUUCACACUGGAUCCUGCUUUAAGGUAAGGUGCUGGUUUUAUUAUCUUAAGAUAAAAACAAGCCACAGAUGCGAGACUUAAUGAUAUGAUUUCUCAGUUCUUCUCACACCCAAUCCUUUGCCUCUUUAUGAACUUUAUGGCUAACUACAGAGUCUGGCCAACCAAAUGAACAGGUAAUAAUCAAAGCUUUACUCUGUGUUGCGUAAAGUAAUCUUGUCUUAAUCUACAUGCAAUGCAAGUUAUUAUGUGGGGCUGUAUGAAAAGUUCUGAUAGGACUCUGAAGUUAGUGUAUGGAUGGUUAGCACUGAGCACAAAGCAAAAGAGGGACACCUUCCAGCCAGUACAUCAUUUGCCUCCAGUCCUCAUAAGCUUGACACCUUAACCUGUAUUAGCUGCUCCCACAGAUAAGCAGCAUCAGACAACCAGAGCAUCUCACACCACUGUUACAGUGGUUCUCACAGACAGCUGAUGAGGUUCAAGGGGCCCUUCAGCGUAAGGCACCAGUAAGCCUUGAAUUUAUGCAAUUACUUUAUGAUGAAAAAUAGAACAUGAAUCUACUCAGAUGGCUUAUACCACCAUACUGAUAUAUAAACAAGCCAGUUUUUCCAUACAUAUGUAAUUAUAUUAAUUAAAUCCUUUACUUAUAAAAGCCCAGAGCACUUAAUAAAUAUUAAAGCCGCAAAUACUGGCAAAGAACCUUAGCAGCUUCUGUGGCUGAACACAGAGCAGAAAAUAAUACAGCAAAUUGCACGCUAUCCUUAUUGAAUUUUGAGUACUCUGGAAUCAUAGUUUUACAAAAUCUUUUUCAGAGUAAAGACAGUGGUAUUCUGCUUAACAGCCUGGUCAAAGAUUCACAGAUCUAAGU
Lagopus muta (rock ptarmigan) is the source of this 4226-nucleotide messenger RNA. It is a transcript of the gene PHYKPL, whose product is annotated as 5-phosphohydroxy-L-lysine phospho-lyase. The record is from RefSeq and is a predicted model, not a curated record. Gene Ontology annotation, cellular component: mitochondrion. Gene Ontology annotation, molecular function: pyridoxal phosphate binding; transaminase activity. NCBI's taxonomy places the organism in Eukaryota, Metazoa, Chordata, Aves, Galliformes, Phasianidae. The transcript is spliced from 12 exons. The coding region runs from base 1320 to 2711 and encodes 463 amino acids.